CGGAGACACAAGACGGAAAGCCUUGCGGCAAUCCGUCAUCGGGACUGCAACUUUCAUGGGGCAGUACCGAGAUCCUGGCUAAACCGGGGAUGCAUCCCGGCUCCACAGUUAACCCUAACCCAGCCAUGAUCCAGUUCGUUCUCAUCCUGGGGUUUCGAAUUGGCCUCGACUCGUAAUUCAAAGGAUGUCUCUACUGUGUACACUUCAACCUCCAGGUUACUUAGUUUUCUCCACCAAAUAUCCCUUCCCACCAAGCCCUAUCCCGCGGUCGGCCUCUCGAAUUCCCCCAUGGCCAGGAGCAAGAAACUAGCCAAGCCCGCUCCAGACGGCUUCUCGUCCAUGUCGUCCAACCCCACGCCAUCCCCCUCCUGGCUCCACGACGGCCUCCCCCUCCCGCGACUGAUAGUCCUCGACCUCGACUACACCCUCUGGCCCUUCUACUCCGACAUCCACAUCUCGACCCCGAUCCGCCUCGUCCCAAACUCGUCCCCACCCACCCUCACCGACCGCAACGGCGAGCACUUUGCCCUCUACGCGGACGCCCCGCACAUCCUGCGCCUUGUCUCGUCGCUCCCCAACACGCGCCUGGCCGUGGCGAGCAAGUCGCCCGUUGGCGACCUUUGCAGGGAGGUGCUCAAGCUACUGCGACUGCCGCCGGGCGAGGGGGGCAGCGAGAAGGGGCCCAAACGGACGAUUGACGCGUUCGAUGCCGGGUUGGAGAUCUACGAGGGAACCAAGCUGAGGCACUUUGAGGCUAUUUCCAAGCGGACGGGGAUUCCGUUCAGUCAGAUGCUGUUUUUUGACGACGAGAGGCCGAAUCUUGAGGUGGAGAGCUUGGGGGUGACCAUGAGGCUGAUCCGGGACGGCUUGACCUGGGAGGAGCUGGAGAAGGGGAUAAUGCAGUGGAGGGCAAAUCAGGGGAUAGAAUGAGGGUUUGGGAAGGGGAUGAUAUUGAAUUGUGUUGCGGUUGGGUUUGUUGAUUGGUAUAGACGGAAUGUAGAUCUGGCGAGGUGUUUGGCGUUGUGAGACCGGCUUGGGACGGGCGUAUCAUGAUGGGCUUUGAAGUAACACAAGGAAACGACAGAUUCGGGACAUGAUUGCAUUGAAGAUGGAUCAUAUCGAGACUACCUCGCGAGGUAAUCAUAAUACCUUCCCGGCGAUAACAACUCGACGAGAUUCGACCGCUUCCAUGAUGUUACAGCUGUAAGCCGGUUUUCGAGAUUGCCUCGAAUUCUAACCA
Messenger RNA from Parathielavia appendiculata, 1240 nucleotides. RefSeq lists its product as uncharacterized. Gene Ontology annotation, molecular function: acid phosphatase activity. The transcript has a single exon. The coding region runs from base 289 to 930 and encodes 213 amino acids. Lineage: Eukaryota; Fungi; Ascomycota; Sordariomycetes; Sordariales; Chaetomiaceae. The record is from RefSeq and is a predicted model, not a curated record.